This is a messenger RNA of Bactrocera oleae (olive fruit fly), 506 nucleotides long. RefSeq names its product chymotrypsin inhibitor-like. The record is from RefSeq and is a predicted model, not a curated record. Lineage: Eukaryota; Metazoa; Arthropoda; Insecta; Diptera; Tephritidae.
GUUAAGUCAACUACUAUAUUUCAGAUUCGCUUCAAAAAUGCAUGCAAAUUCUGUCUGUUGUUUUUGUUUGUUGUGUGCAUUGCUGGACUUGUGUCGGCGAAGCCACAAGGAGAUCUUAAAGACUCUACCGAUUGUGGUGAAAAUGAGAAUUCACAACCUGCGGAACAUCUGUCCACAGAGAUGCGAAGGAGGCUCUUAUUGUGGAAAAAUGAGGAAUUCACAGAAUGCGGCACCGCCUGCCCGCCAAAAUGCGAACAAAGGAAUAGUCCAAACUUAUGCACGCUGCAAUGCAUUGUCGGCUGUCAGUGCAAGAGUGGCUAUGUGUUGAACAAUCAAGGAAGAUGUGUCCUGCGAAGGGAUUGUUGAGUGACAACACAAAUUAAAUAGAAAAAUUAAGGAAAUUUUUAUUGUUUGAGUAAUCGGUCACUGGAUUGUGUUAUGAGUGUAUGAUUUUAAUAAAUAACUGAAAUAUUAAAAUAUGUGAGUAUAUAAAAUAAAAAUUAAAA